Messenger RNA from Entrophospora sp. SA101, 1395 nucleotides. The record is from the annotation of a GenBank genome assembly. NCBI's taxonomy places the organism in Eukaryota, Fungi, Glomeromycota, Glomeromycetes, Entrophosporales, Entrophosporaceae.
AUGGAUAUUAAUUUAACAACAGGCUCAACAGACUUGUUGGAUGUUGAAAAUAUUGAAUAUUCUUUUCCUUUACUUAUUGCGUCGAUCAUAUUUAAUUGGUCUUUUUCACUAGCAUCUUUUGCUACAAUUACUCUUCCUACUUGGAUCUAUAAACUUCUUUCGUGGUCAUUCACAUUGCAACUCAAUUUUACAACAUUAUUAACCGGUGACACGUUAAUGUUAGAAAAAGAAAGAUCUUUUUAUAUUGUGGUUGAUGGUCAUGUCCAAGUAUUUGUGAAAACUGUUAAUGAAGAAGAAAUAGCAUUGGAUCCAUUUGAAAGUGAUGAUUAUAAUCUUGGAUUGGGUGACUCAGAGCCAUCUAUUGGAGAAUAUGAAAGAAUUUUAAUCGGUGCAAAAACCACAGCCAGAAAAGAACUUGUUUUGUUACAUUCAGAACGAAAUUGUUCUCCAGGGACUACUCGCCAGUGGUUGAAGAAUCGAUUAUGGAUACAUGCUCAUCAUCAUGUACAAAUGAAUGUUGCAAAACCAAACAUGUUGAUUGAACCAUCUAGAAAGAAUACUUUAUUGAAUAUAAAAGAUAUAAAAGAUCAAAUACAAAAGUAUUAUCCUAUAAGUUAUUAUCCUAGGAGGCAAAAAAGAUCACCCGCCAUUUAUACCGGAAAUAGAAGUGACUUUGCGAGAUUAGCACGUCGUCUCUGCGGAAAAUCUGUUGGUCUUGUUUUAGGGGGUGGUGGUGCCCGUGGGAUUGCUCAUAUUGUAGACGUUGCUAGCCAUGAUGAUACGUCACCUGUAUAUUAUGGAGAUUCAUUAUCAGGGUGGUGGGUUUUACUUAAUAAAUUUAAUCCAUUUAGUAAUCAGAAGAUUCCCAGUAUAGCAGAUAUACAGUCGCGUUUAGCAUAUGUAUCAAGUGUGAAAACAUUGGAGGAAGCAAAGAAUACACCAGGUUGUUUGUACAUGGAAAUGCCAGUGCAACAAUAUGGAACUUUAGAGUUUAGUAAAUUUGAUGAAAUUUUUGAGGUUGGGUAUAAGGCAGGAAAAGAAUUAUUAAUAAGGUGGAAAGCUGAGGCAAUCAUACCAGGACAGGGACUUGAUCCGUCUGAUUUUUCAGCAGGACAGGAACUUGAUCCAUCAGAUUUUCCAGCAUCCAAAAAAAAUAGAUUCGACAACACGAUAAAUAACGUACCUUCAACAAAUGACGAUAUUGAUAAUGUUGAUUAUAGGAAUAGUGUAAAUAAUAAGGGUAAAGAAAAGGUUGGGGGAAGCGAAACUUAUCACGGUCGUAAAAUACUUUCAAAAGAUGACGAUAUUGAUAAAGUUGAUUAUAGAAAUAGUGUAGAUAAUGAAAAGGUUGGAGGAAGUGAAACUUAUCAUGGUCAAAUAGUUAAAUCCAGGUAA